AGGUUCCGUGAUAUUCUGAUAAAAGUUUAGCGUUGGCAAUUGUGGUCGAGUCGUGAUGAGAAUUUAGGACAAAUUCACUUGAUUCCAGACAUUGCCUGACAUAGGUCACGUCUGUCUGAGAAUAACAAGAUUUGCAUUUCACACUAAAGGACAUUGAAGGUAUGUUGUACACUGAAAAUAUUUUUGUGAUAUUUCGCGAUAUUUCAAAGUCAUCAGAUUUAAUUCUUUGAAUGAUGCAAUUGAUCGUUAGACAGAUUUAGGAACAGACGAUCAGGCGACGCGGUCUCAAAUUCAGCUCAAGAUUGAGGCUAAGGGACUUGAUUACGGAAAUAAAUUGAAGCUCUUUAAAACAACCUUAUACAAUGGGCUUAUUUUGAGCCACGAUCCGGUGUCUGCUAUACUAGCAUUCACGUUGUCGUUGCUCCAAAGACGUGAAAAUCUUAGUUUAACGUUGUAUUCAGAACGACAACGUUGUUGAGGAUACCCUGCCCCUGGGACUGUAAAUUAUUCAAACUUUUUGUUUUGCACGAAGAAUUUCUUCGUUUCGAAGGUGCGUCUUUCAGUUUGCGUCGUGAGUUUUCCAAAUAACUCUAUUAAUAUUGAUGCAAUGACUACAUUUCGCGUGUUAACCAGGGCCUAUUUUAAGAAUUUUCCAAAUCCACACACUUCAGAGAAUGCCACUUGACGAGAUUUCGAAGUGCCCACUGUUCAACGGCAGUAGACAAAAUUUCCGGACGAUUUUGAAAUCGAAAAUGCCAUUUCCUCUGCUGGAAAUUUUAUUUAUGAUGGUUUAUGAAAGGUUGCAAAUCUCGAAGAACAUGCAUGCAGACAUGCACGUCCAGAAUUUGAUGGAUGCAUGAGAAUGAAAACUAGUUAUUUACAUUGUCCGCAUUGAUUUGUGACUUUUCAUGUUCCUUAACUUAUUUCCCGAUCUUUUAGCCUAACUUAGGUUUACAAUUUGCCCAACUUUAAUUUAUCUGGGGGGACAGCUGCGCCCCUCGUCUCGUUCGCUUAUGAUGUAUAGAGUUUACCUACUAAAAUCUAGUGUGAUCAGUGAUCUUUACCAGAAAUGUGACGUGUGAAUAGAUCUGGUGUGUGUAACCUUUUAACCUUGGUUUUCUCAUCAAGGUCUCCGAGACAACUUUAUAAAGCAUCUGUUAUUACAAUAAUUUACAACAAACGAGGAAAAGACUAUAUAACAAUUACUAAGAAUCCGAAGCAUGUUAAUUAAAGAGCUUACAGUAGAUCCAACAUGAGAGGGGGCCAUUAUAGGAGCCCCGAACUGUGCAAAGGAGAGGUCAUUCAUUUUUGGGUCGCUCUUGGGGACAUUGACUGGCCGGGGCGAAUCAUACAGACAGGCAAAGGUAUGUCUACACCACAGAAUAGAGACAUACAGAAGGACGACUUAACUCUUGGUUUUGCCUAUGAUUUUGGCGCUGACCGUUGCAAUUCGACAUCAAAAUCAUCCUAGCCAGUACGCUUAUGAGAGUAUUCACCCCCCUGAAAAUAUUCAAAAUGGCGGACGUUCAGAGACCAUGGCGACAGCAUUUUGAUGACGAAAAAUUGCGUGGCAAUUAUGGUUUUUUGGCUGGCUCUAUUCUGUCACAGAAUAAGGAAGAUACAGCAGAAGCGUAACUCUAGUCGUUUCCCUUAUUGUUUUACGUCUACGAAAAUUUUAACUCGCUCACGCCAAUCCACGGCAUCGAUCGCGUGAUUGAUGACGAAUCGCUUGUAAAAACGCGGACAAAUAUUUGCUUGAGUUACGCUUCUUGUAAACAUACCUUAAAUGAAUUGUCAUGCUAACUUCCCCCUAUUUUUUUCUCCAGGUAGAAUUAUUGGACGGUUCCUAAAGCAACAGAAGGACAGAAUAAAAAUUUAAUUUAAUAACCUGCACAGAUCACAGCUAAAACUCUCCAUAAUUUUGAAGGAAUCAAUUAAUCACAUCGGACGUCAAAUAAAGGCACGCGUUAUUUGAAAUGCACUCAAUAUUGUCAAAUUUAUGGCGCGCUUAAUAUGAUAUAAAUUAACCCACAGAAACUAUAGGCGGCAUUUUGGAAUAGCUAGCAAUAAUAGAACAAAUUUAAUUAAACAGACGCGGGCGCGCGCUGUCUAAAAUGUUCUGUAUACUGUCAGAUUAUGUGCAGACGUUGUGCGCCGCAGAGAUAUGGAAUUUAAUAUUGAAUAGCUAAAAAGUUAAUCACAUAGUUAUUCAUUGGGGUUUGGGCGUCAAACGCUAUGUGGUCCAAUGUCUGUGUCUAAAUACAGGGUGCGCGCGCUAUCUGAAAUGUACUUAAUAUUGUCAGGUGUAUUGCGUGCCUAACGUGAUAACGAUUUUCCUUAUUUAGCUUAAGACGUUGCGUAGUGAAUUGCAAGAAGGCUGACGCAGAGACGCAGACGUUACAAGUGGCGCAUAUUGGAAAAGGAUCAGUGGCUUCUUCGCUCUUCAGAGCGGAAGCACUUCCCUAUCAAUUACAGAAGUUAUUAAAGAUUCGCCAAUAAUGUUCUAAAUCUCAAGCUUCAAUCAUCACCGCACUCGUACACAAACGAGAUAACUUUGUUUGAAGUUUGGAUCUGGCCACAAGAGCCUUAUGUUCUGUUUUCUAAUACUAUCACUUGUCUUGGUCGUACUGUUACUGCUCAAGCUGAAAUAUGACAACAGAGACGUGGAAUUCAAAGGAGUAUUUUACCACAAACAAUGUAGGCUUUCGCAAUUUCUGCUUCAUAAAUGGACGACCAUAGAUGAGCCAUAUAGGCCGACAUUCUGGGCGACAAAUGGCCAUAUUCAAACGCUCUUACAUCUGCUCUGGGCAAAAGUUCCUAUACGCUGGCGAAGAGAGUAUUUACAACUAGAAGACCAAGGCGUUGUUGCUUUAGAUUGGAUUUCAACGGAUAAUGAUUAUAUGUUGAACUCCGGUAGCCCCAUUUUGGUUAUAAUACCUGGCCUAACGUGCGGUGCGCAAGAGGUUUCACCGUUAUGUCGGAAGGCGCAAGAGUAUGGUUUUAGAUGUGUUGUUUUUAAUCGCCGGGGUCAUGGAGGAUCGGUGUUGACUACAGCAUGCUUGCAAAAUUCAUGGGAAGGCAAAGAACUAGACGAAGUUAUAUCGUAUAUACAUUGCGUGUUCUCCUGCGCGAAAAUCGUUGCGGUUGCUUAUUCAUCUGGGGCUUCGCUACUGCUUUCGUAUUUGGAGGAGUUUCGGAAGUCGCCUCUAUCCGGCGCUGUUUGUAUAUCACCUAGUUACGAAAUGGAUAAAGGAAUGGAGAACAGUCUACCGCCAAUCUAUGAUUACAUAAUGACUAAACGUUUAGUGUGUUUACUUCGGCAGCAUCUAGGCCUGUCUAGCAUUAUUAACUUGGAAUCUGCGUUACAGAGCGCCAAUAUACGCGAGUUUAACGAGCGGGUCUAUGAACCGUUGAUGGGCCUGAAUGGUUUUCGCUGCACGUAUGAGAAUCAAUUGAAUAACAACUUUAAUAAUGUCUCUCGCAUUCGCGUACCGACGUUGUGCAUAAGCGCGCUCGACGAUCCGAUUUCUAGCGCCGAGUUUAUACCGUAUAGUCUUUUUAAGAAUUCUUCAAAUUUUUUCCUAAUGACGUGUGAGCGAGGUGGACAUUGCGGGUUUUACCAUGGCAACGCUGGCGUGAGCUCGUGGGCGGAUCAGAUGUCGUGCUCGUUCCUUGACUCUAUGAUUCAUUUCAACCUACGGAAAACCGUCGAGAACUCGGGACCUUCGUUGUUCGCGCAAGUCACCAGGGAUCGUAGUUAUACACAGUAGAGA
Paramuricea clavata is the source of this 3773-nucleotide messenger RNA. NCBI's taxonomy places the organism in Eukaryota, Metazoa, Cnidaria, Anthozoa, Malacalcyonacea, Plexauridae. The record is from the annotation of a GenBank genome assembly.